Molecule: messenger RNA, 612 nt
Organism: Conger conger (European conger)
Lineage: Eukaryota; Metazoa; Chordata; Actinopteri; Anguilliformes; Congridae
Product: osteocalcin 2b-like
Exons: 4
Coding region: 62-439 (125 amino acids)
Source: RefSeq, a predicted model, not a curated record
GCGUGAACAGGACUCAUACCCACUUCUCAUUCAGAAAAUCAGAGGAGAAAAAAGCAGAAAGAUGAAGACUUUCUUUGUCCUGGUUGCCUGCGUGUUGGUAUCUGUCUGCAUGUCUACAGGAGAUAUCGCAGACCCUGAACCUGAGCCUGACCCUGCUGCUGACACUGCAGCUGCCAAUUCAACCUCUUCCUCGACUUCAGAUUCAUCCUCUCAUCAUUCUGCCUCCGACUCGUCCUCAUCCUCAUCAUCAGCAGCUGAGACCGCAAGUGCUAAGGAGGUCUUUGUGGAGAAAGACAAGGCGUCUACAUUCAUGAGGAUGAAGAGAGCCGCACUUGCAGACCUGUCCCCUCGUCAGCGGGAGAGUAUUGUUGAAGUCGCAAGGACUGUCAUCGAAAUCCUUGACAAAAAGCCAGACUAUCCUAAACUUAUGAUUGUAUAAUCCAAGCCUUCGUCUCUUCCUCAUCGAACAACUAGCCACUUCAGCUCCCAACACGGUCAUCGCAUUUUACCAACUUCCACCUUUACACCAGAUGCUAGCAAAUGUUCCAUGAAAAAAGCUUCUUCUUUUUUUUUUUGCUGAUGUAUUAUUGAUUGUCAUAUGAUAAUCUUAAC